AUCGCCUCCGCAGCAAAUCAGUUCAACAUACAUACCACAACACUAGAUUACUCUCUCUCGCUCUUUAACGCUAACCUACACUCGAGCGUGGCUGUACCACUACUCUCCUCAUAGAAGCAUACGGUUAAAAAAAAUGACAGAAACCCAAAUAUACCCUAUCGGAACUCGCAGCGAAUGCGAACGUCUAGUUCGAGGCUGGGGAUUCAAACAUAUAUUUACCUGGUCUGAUGGAAGCAAUGCGUACUAUUCACCUCAUAGACAUGCGGGCUUAACAACGCAUCUCAUACGACAAGGUACCCUUACAAUUACGUAUCCGGAGGACAAUGCUCAACUACACAAUGGAGAGGUCAAAAAGGAGACAUUUGGUGUUGGCGCUCGGGUCGAUGUACCGGCUGGCAAGUUGCAUGAGGUAUGGAUUGGAGAGGAUGGAUGUGAGUAUGUAAUCGGAGAGUAGAAGAGUUUCGGAUAUGAUGCAUGCGAAUAGACGUACACAUAGCGGGGGUACGACUAACGAGGCCUAACGUGAGUCACUGAGCGGCACAUGCUUUUGAGGUUCUUCUAAUUCAUUCGGGCUUGGCCCUCUAAUUCUAAACGAAGUGGUAUCACAAAGGACUUUUCAAUCAUAACUAAGCCCCAUGAUCCAUAUCCAGCUGGAUCUAGCUCGCCGUGCUUGUAUAUUAAUGGAUGAAUCUAAAAUCCAGCCUGUGAAGUAAUUAGCAAGGUGUGCUGUCA
This is a messenger RNA of Aspergillus alliaceus, 732 nucleotides long. RefSeq lists its product as uncharacterized. Lineage: Eukaryota; Fungi; Ascomycota; Eurotiomycetes; Eurotiales; Aspergillaceae. Bases 134 to 454 code for a protein of 106 amino acids. The record is from RefSeq and is a predicted model, not a curated record. The transcript has 2 exons.